AUGGAAACAUGGCGGAACAGAGGCUUCGUCCCGGACUCAGAUGAAGACGAGGAUUUCGAGAGCCAAGAGUCGAGGAAGGGAUAUGCUGAGCAACGAAACUCUGUUCUGGAUGAUAACGAUGAUGUUGGAUUUCAGCCGGCUGGAUCUGGUGGAAAUAACAAGAAUGGUGGCCAGGACAAAGAGGACCGGGAACAAGACCAUCAUUCGCAGUCGGUGGAGCUAGAGAAAUAUGUCGAGCAACGAAAUGCGAUAUGGGAAAAUGGUGAUAGUGUCGGAUCACAGCUAUCUGGGUCUGACGUAAAUGUCAAAGAUCAUGAGGAGGACAAGAACAUCCGUGCACAAGAACAGCAUUCGCAGUCGGUGAAAUCGCAUUUAAAUGAUGCAGAUACCACUAGACGUGCCGAUAGCAAGACUACAACGGAGAAGUCUUCUAUACUGGACGCACUCCUAGACGGCGACGAUUUUACUAGUCUGUCCGAUGAUGAGCUCCAAGUCGUUAGCGUUGUAUCAGAAAGGCCGACACCCGGCCACGCACUUGGCUUUGCGGAUAUCCAGAAUGAUGUGAUAUUUUCUGAUGAUGAAGACCUCUCUUCCAUUUCUCCUCCUCCGUCAACUCUGGGUUCAACACAAUCAAGCCAGCGGGUUCGCCGAGCGAAUGAAGAGCAGGUUCCGGAGCCAGAGCACUCUGAGACGACCCGGACCAUUAAUCGUGUGGAUGACACAGUGUUCGAAGCUAUGCCAACUACCAUAUCACUAUCAGACACACACACAGAGGAUCAAAACGAAGCAGAUCAACCCAUACGACGAUCAUUUCGUGCCAGAAAAGAGAUACAGUUACAUCCGUAUCAAUUGGAAGAUGCCAAGUAUAAAACACUAUUCAGAAAUGCGGGAAUCAAGCCAGUUCGUGUGACUAUUGAGGAUGCUGCUCCUAGAGAUCUUCAGGAAGAAAGUCAAGAGAGUAUAUUUGGUGCUCCAGAACCUCCAAGCAGCCCUGCUAGCGUCUUCAGCUUCCCACAGUCCUCGCCGGUCCCAUGUAACUCACCAGCUUCUAUUAGAAGACGACGGACCCCUAAAGCGAGAACCCAGUUGACACCUGAACCGGCACAAGCUCAUUCACAGAAGAGGAGAAAAUUGUUUCAUGACAGCCAUGGUAAAAAGCGGAAAGAACAAGCUUCAUCUAUUAGUGUUGUCAUCGAGCAGCUCGACAUUCCAGUUGUUAACAAGACUACCCAAUCUACGCAAUUUCCGCCAUCACCACCUUGUUCAGGGAGCCUGUCGUCUGUUACGUAUGUGGGCAAGGAUGGAUUCCGCUUCCCUCGGGGAUUCAUCCCUCCAACAGCAAUAUCUACGACAACAACCCAACCAAUCUCGAUAGAUGAUGAGCCAAUGAUCAACGAUGAGAUACCAAGCGAUGUAUUCAUCAAUGCUGAUGACCACGUCUUAUUACCACAGUCAGGCAAGGAGGAUGAACCGGUCGAUCGUAUCUCGUUCCAAGGUUCAGACGAAGAAGAUGAAGGGGAGGAAACCGAACCAGCAGUCCCGGAUGUCGAAGUCAAGCAAUACCAACGUAAAAUAAAGGGAGUUCUACCGGCUUCUUGGUUAACGUUAGAUUUAAGAAACAAAAUUGAAAAGCCCGGCCAUUCGUCAUCAGAAAGGCAUCAGCGAUCGCACAGUACCCAUGCCAAACCACAGAAAGGCGUGGCCAGGACGGUUUCUCGACCACGAAGUACUGCUCUUCAGUCGCCCACACCGCGAUCAACCUUUGCGUUUCUGCAAGAGUCAUUAGGUUCGGAUGAUGAUAGCAGUAAUAUUGAUAUCUCACCUGCCAAAAACAUUCGCAAGCCCCCGGUCGAUUUGAGAAACUUUUACGAUCUUACUAAUGACAUUGAUGAUGAUAUUCCUGAAGAUAACAGAAUUGACGAGAUGUUCCCCCCUGUACCUCGGUUAUCUGCUGGUCAAAGGAAAGGGCAUUUGGGCAAGACCACAACUUUCAAGAGAAAGCAGGUCUCUUACAAGAACAAUCAAACGCCAAAAAGUCGUCCGCCUCGGCAGGCACGGCUUGACCACCCACCCCGUCCUCCGAAGCGCAAAGUUCAGAAGCCAAGAAUACCGAAGCUAAGCAUUCUCGAUGCUCCAGAUGUAAUUUCUCGGCCCCGCAAAGAGCAGCCUCAGUUUCUACGAGUUGCAACCAGGCAAGCACGCUCGAGAAAGGAUCAGGGAAGAUCAAGCCCAAGCAGAAAGGUUUUCAAUAUGGCCACGCGAGAAGAGACAAAAGAAACAAAUGGAGCCCUGUGGGAUUGGAAAAGGGGGGCUAUGAAGCAGGCAAAGCUAUCAGUUGCCAGCACUCCGAGAAGUACUCGUCAGCCUCUUCAAAAUCUUUCAACAAACACGCCGAAUCCUGGCGUGGUUCAAGACUCAUCCACCGAGGCACCACCGAGAUUCCUAGAGGAGCUUGAUUUGGCGUCGGAAAACGUAUCAUCUGCACAUUCGGCGACUGGACGUCCUGCUAAGAGACAGGUCAUAUCCGCAACCACAAAUCGAUCAAGGCUUGUCAGGAGGAACGUUAUCAAUAGGAACCAUGCCAUCACUUCGCUUAGAAGGGACGCCGUACGACCUGCAGAAUUCGAAGUUGCUGGUACCGAACCAUCCGAUUCUCCUUAUGCAUUCUCAGCCUCCCUGGCUGCACUGCACAGAACGGAUCGCAAGCGAACAUUCACUCUAGACCGUUUUAUUGCCGCAAUUGGACCAUCUGAACAAGAAUCAGCACAACCUAGCCGGCCUGUCAAUCGGACCAUAUCCGAUCUUCCGGCAAACCUGAAUUCAGCACGGAAGAAAGUAUCAAGGAAACGAGUUCCCACUCGUGCAGAAAUUAGUGAUAUCGAUCCCAUGCCACAAAUCACAGCCUCCUGUGUACCAUCCAAAAACAUCUUCGCUGGUUCAGUUGACGAUAGCACCGGUUCAAGCUAUACAUUAUACGGCUUCAGGAAUUUCAGAGUCUUUUCCGUGGAUUUCAACAUCCUACCCAUUCGAAAGGGCACGUUCUUCCACGACUCUACCUUCAUCGGCGAAGGUGGACUUUCACGGUCACUGAAUAUCAAUGCAAGAAAUAUGGAUCAGGACUCAGGCGUUGCAGUCAUCGAGUCAGGCGAUCAAGUCUUCCGCUGGGGCGCUUGGACUGAAGAGAUAUCUUCUGAACUUGGCAUAAUAUUUGAUAAGAUCAAGAAUAGCACACGGGAACAUGAUUCAUUGUCGGGAACUUCUCUCAAUUCGGAUCCUUUCACGAGUCUCACUUCCGUCAUUGGAUGGAUCACCGAUAAACUGCAUUUCAUUGAUCCUGUCGAUCGAGUUACCUUCAUCGAGCGCGUGGAGCUCCUGACCUGCGAUUUGCGAAAUCAUAUUGCAACGGCAAACCACGCGGAUCAGCAUGGUUGGAAGGUUCAUUUGCGGUUAGCAAAUCUAACCGCAAUCCUCUCUAAUCAAUUACGCCAAGUUGCAGCUCAUGAAUCAGUGAAUUCCUCCAAGCGAGAAAGCACUUUGAAUCUGGUCAAGACUAUUUCCCACCAGCUCCUCUCUUUCGUGUUCAGUCAUCAUGGUUUGCAGAACAUUCGCCAACUUUACCAGAAAAAUCAAAAUGCCAAGUUUCAUGAAUCUGGAAUUCGCGAUGGUUUUCCUGCCGUCGAAGCUUAUGUCAUUUUACUCCAGAUUUUAGAUUCAUCCGAAGAAUUUAGAGGAUGGUGGAAUGAGUUGUUAUUAUCGUCAUUUGUUGAAAACAGGGUAUCAUCCUCCAACAUUGAGCAUCUGGAAGAGGUUUGGGAGAUGAUUUUCACUACGCUACCGCUGAACGAGAUCGACAAACUUGGCCUUGGUCAUCCUGGCCUUCGCUUUUGUGACAAGCGUGAUAAUUGGCCUAUAGUUCAGGCACUGGUUUCCAAAGUCCUGGAUGCAUAUAUUGUUGAUCCUGUUCAGCCUGUACACUAUAUCAACUACUGCCGCGUUGUGUUCCAGAGGUGCCUUCUUCUAAUGGUGUCUUGGGGCUGGCGCCAUUGUAAGGGCAUCUUGGGCAUAUUGUUCGACUUUUAUGCCAAAAACAUGAUGUACAAUCUCAAAACUGAGCAAAGUUUUGGAUCUCCAUCAUUUCUCGAAUCGCUUGAUACAAACCCUACUAUUGAGAUCGAACAUGGCGAUUCAUCGUUUCAUCUGUUUCUUAAAAUUAUCGCCAGCGGCCUUCGCUACCUGUCUCAAAUGCACGAUAAGAAGACGAUGAGAAACAUCGCAUGGCGGCUUCUCCCUAAUCAUGGACGGGCUUAUCCGAAAGAAAAAUCGUUGAACCAUGAAGACCUCGACGCCUUGCGAAAUCAUCACGACCUUCUUUGUACCCUGUACUGGGGUGUUCCUGACGGUUGUCGACCCAGGCCUGAAACUAUUCGCAAUCUGAUUGAUCCUGCAACAUCCCAUUUGGAAACCUGUAACCUGAGCAUUCGCUCGUGGAGGAGACUGGUACACUUUAAGCUGUCAACGAAUGAAGAAGAUACUGGUUUGAAGCCGUUUGCUGACUGGUAUAAGUCAUUCACUUCUGAGGUUGUUCGACAACACCAACUUGCGAAAACUGAGGUCGAGGCGCAAGCCAAGGACCAAAUGCAAUUCUCGAAACAGGAUGUGGAGUUGACUGUAUCACACAAUCAACGACGUAUUGAAGCCUUGAUUUCUUCAACUAUCGCAGCGAUGGACUCGUCCAUUCAGUCGUCAAGAACGUUCAGCCAAGCUUGCCUUCUUGCAGAGAGUGUCCCUAUCGCGAAGCUAUUUGAGCUCUUUGACCCAGCUAAUUCGAGAGUUAACCCUAUCAUCAGCGAAACACUCCAGCUCGUUAUCACCUUUCUCACAAAGGACUCACCCCCCAUCAAUACUACGACUCCUACUAUAAACGAUGACAGUCAGGAUUAUGGUGAUUGGUCAGUUAUUGAAGAAGUAUACGAUGACAGCAUCACAGAGCCUGUCGUACAGCCCGUUGUACCUUCUACGGCAUUUUUAUACCUACAGGAAGUCAUUCAACCGUGUGUCUCAGAACUACUUUCCAAUUGUUUCGGUGAAGAUCGGUCUCCAGAAGAUUCCUUGCUUCUGAAAUUAACAGAAGCCUGGUCAUGUCUGGCGCAGGCUUCCGUGAGGAGCGGACUCCAGCACUGGGAUAGCUACCUCAAUCCUUAUAGUAGGAACUCUUGGACUACACUCCGCAUGACGCCUCAGACUAAGAAAUUUGGUCCUCAGUUCCUGGCAAACUGUAUUGAAAGAGACAGUCGAUUCUUCUUUGAUUGCAGACUGCAGAUUCUGACAAUGUGGGCAUCAUCUCUAGUGGAAAGAACUUCCGCACUAAAAUUUCAGCACCGCCUCACGGAGGUGCUUUUGAAUGUUGAUCAGACAUCCUUGACGAGGAAUCUACCUUUCUAUCGUGGGGCGGAUGGUCGAUACCAUGUUACAUUGUCUGAACUCACUGAAAGACGAAUUUCAUUGAUUUCAAGUCUAUUGUCAAAUAUGCGGGAACAUCUGCAAGCUCUAGAAAACUCUGGCUCACCGAGCAGCAAAGCAAUUGAUGAGUAUAGAGAAAUUGUUGACGCUUUGAUGACAUCGAUGAAGACAAAUUACCAAGAGCUGGGCCAGUCAGGAAGGGCCGUCCAAGGCCAGUACGUCGAAUUCGUGCACUCGAUAAUUAGUCUCCUGCAGCAACAUGCCCAAUCAAUCUGCCGCCUGGACAAGUUCUUCACAGAUCCGGCAACGUUCCCCCUUCCAUCCAAUGACCCUGGGUACUUUGUCGCAAAGUUGAAAAGUUACGGUGUCCGACUUCCUGAAGCAAAGGCUGCUAAAGAGUUAGUGAACUUCAUGCAGGUUCUGUGUGAACGGGCGGCUUUGGAUGGCAGGCAAAAUAGCCUUGUCGAUCAGCUUAGUGAGAGUAUGGGUGACACAUAUGAGUGCGGCAACACCAAGACACCAACGCUGCGGUCAUUCCUAUUCCAUUGUUUGUUUCCGGCUUAUAUGGAGUGUGCCCUGAGCAAUGCUGCUGCUUGGAUCCUGGUGUUACCGAUUAUGAAGGCCGUAUCUCGAGCGUCUCGGGACUUGCUUUAUGAUAUUGAUAUCAACGACUCUGACUGCAUCAAAUCAGUCAACAGUAUGUUUGGUGCCAUUUUGCAAGCUGUUAGGCAAAUAAUGCACAUCUUUCUCGAUCAUGCGGAAUAUACCAAAGAGCCUCGCGCAUUACUAGUUCUCACAUCUUGUGUUGGGAUUAUGCGUGCAAUGGUUCCAGUCCUCGACUAUAUCCGCCGAAACCAUCAUUCCGAUAAUUGUAACACGUUCAUACUGGAAACACUAUGCAGAUACACAACCGUUAUUGUGGAAAGACUAUAUGAUCCCUUUACCAUGGUGGACCUAGACGGGGAUACUACACCUUCCAGCGAGCCCGUCGACAGUAUCCAGUUGAAUUCUCUGUUUCUCGAAUCUCGUACAUUUGCAAUCCGAGAGAUCAAAACGUCCCUCCGGAACUGGUCAAAACAUGGUGAACGAUAUUUUAUACUUCGCGGACGAGACUCUAGAGAGAUAAACUGUGAUAUUAUCACAUCAAGAGACGUUGUCGACAUUCAUUAUGCAAAGUCUUCAUUUGUUGAAGUGGCAAAUGCGUUUCUACGUCGUUGGGAGUCAUUCGAUCAGAUGGAUGUGCAAUCUCCUUCGGACAACAAUUUCGAAAAAUCAACAGCUUACGAAUUACUAGGGGAUGGGUUUAAUGACCUGAUUUUAUGA
Talaromyces stipitatus ATCC 10500 is the source of this 6783-nucleotide messenger RNA. RefSeq lists its product as uncharacterized. Lineage: Eukaryota; Fungi; Ascomycota; Eurotiomycetes; Eurotiales; Trichocomaceae. The record is from RefSeq and is a predicted model, not a curated record. Gene Ontology annotation, cellular component: Cul8-RING ubiquitin ligase complex; nucleus. The transcript has a single exon. Gene Ontology annotation, biological process: double-strand break repair via homologous recombination; replication fork processing. The coding region runs from base 1 to 6783 and encodes 2260 amino acids.